AUGCCCCCCAGGAAGAGGACGCGGCCGGGCCUGGGCUUCCUGUGCUGCUUCGGCAGCACCGAGCCUCCGGAGAUCAACCUCAAGGACAGCGAGCCCCUGCAGCUGCUGGAGUUCAGCGCCCCCAUGCCGCCGGCAGAGGAGCUGCACGCACGUUUCUCCGAACUGGUGGAUGAACUGGACCUGACGGAUAAGAACAGGGAGGCCAUGUUCGCGCUGCCCGAUGAGAAGAAAUGGCAGAUCUAUUGCAGCAAGAAGAAGGAGCAAGAGGACCCCAACAAGCUGGCCACCAGCUGGCCCGACUACUACAUCGACCGCAUCAACUCCAUGGCUGCCAUGCAGACCCUGUUUGCCUUUGAUGAGGAGGAAAUGGAAAUGAGGAACAAGGUGGUGGAAGAUCUGAAGACAGCACUUCGGACUCAGCCAAUGAGGUUCGUCACGCGCUUCAUCGAGCUCGACGGCCUCACCUGCCUCCUCAACUUCCUGCGCAGCAUGGACUACGAGACGUCCGAGAGCCGCGUCCACACGUCCGUCAUUGGCUGCAUCAAGGCCCUGAUGAACAACUCCCAGGGCCGCGCGCACGUCCUGGCCCACCCGCAGAGCAUCAACACCAUCUCGCAGAGCCUGCGGAUGGAGAACAUCAAGACCAAAGUGGCGACGCUGGAGAUUCUCGGGGCGGUGUGCCUGGUGCCCGACGGACACAAGAAGGUGCUGCAGGCCAUGGCGCACUACCAGAAAUACGCUGCGGAGAGGACUCGCUUUCAGACGCUGCUGAAUGAGCUGGACAAGAGCACAGGCCGCUACAGAGACGAGGUCAACUUAAAGACCGCCAUCAUGUCCUUCAUCAACGCUGUGCUCAACGCUGGAGCUGGCGAGGACAACCUUGAGUUCCGCCUCCACCUAAGGUACGAGUUCCUGAUGUUGGGCAUCCAGCCGGUCAUCGACAAACUCCGAGAGCACGAGAACGCCACUCUGGAUAGGCAUUUGGACUUCUUUGAGAUGGUGCGGAAUGAGGAUGAUUCUGAGUUGGCCAAAAGGUUUGAUACGAGCCACGUAGAUACUAAGAGUGCCGGUGCCAUGUUUGAGCUGAUCAAGAAGAAGCUGAGCCACACAGACGCCUACCCCAACCUCAUCUCCAUCCUCCAGCACUGCCUGCAGAUGCCCUAUAAACGUGGUGGUGGCAGCCUGCAGCACUGGCAGCUCUUAGACAGGAUCCUCCAGCAGAUAGUCCUUCAGGACGAAAAGGGGGAGGACCCCGACCUUGCCCCUCUGGACAACUUCAGUGUUAAGAACAUCAUUCGCAUCCAUGGCUUCCACCGAUGCUCAAGGUUGGUCAAUGAGAAUGAGGUGAAACAGUGGCGAGACCAGGCAGAGAAGUUCAGGAAAGAUCAUGUAGAGCUGCUAAGUAAACUAGAGAGGAAGGAGCGAGAGUGUGAUACCAAGACCCAGGAAAAGGAUGACAUGAUGAAGACUUUGAACAAGAUGAAGGACAAACUCCAGCGCGAGGGAGUGGAGCUGCGCUCAGCCAGGGAACAAGUCGUGGACCUGUCCUCGCGCAUCAACGACAUAUCUGGCGUCUGUGUCUCUUUCCCGCCUCCUCUCCCUCCUCCUGGCGGUCCCAUGGCUCCGCCUCCCCCACCUAUGAUGGGUGGCUUUCCUCCGCCUCCUCCUCCGCUACCCUUCAGCUGCCCGCCUCCACCACCGCCUCCUCCCCCACCCGGAGGACCGCCUCCUCCGCCAGGAGCCCCUCCCAUUUUCGGAGCCCCUCCUCCUCUUCCCAAUUCAUUCAACUCAGCCACCAUGCGCUCCAAGUCCAUCCCUCAGCCUUCUCAUCCCCUGAAGUCCUUCAACUGGGCCAAACUAGGAGAGAAUGUGAUCAACAGCACCAUCUGGAACGACAUCGAUGACUUGAGAGCUUUCAAGAUUCUCGACCUCAAGGACAUCGAGAAGAUGUUUUCAGCCUAUCAGAGACAACAGGACCUGCUCACUAACCAAUCCUUCAAGCAGAAAGAGAUGGGCUCUAUGGAUGACAUAUACGUCAGCACGCGGAAGGUCAAAGAGCUGUCAGUCAUCGACGGUCGACGUGCACAGAAUUGCAUCAUCCUUCUUUCAAAGUUAAAAAUGAGCAAUGAAGAGAUCAAGAGGGCGAUCCUGGAGAUGGAUGAGAGGGAAGAGCUAGCCAAAGAUAUGCUGGAGCAGCUGCUGAAGUUCGUCCCAGAGAAAAGCGACAUUGAUCUCUUGGAGGAGCACAAACAUGAGCUGGAGCGGAUGGCCCGGGCUGAUCGCUUCCUCUUUGAAAUGAGCAGAAUUGACCACUACCAGCAGAGACUGCAGGCUCUGUUCUUUAAGAAGAAGUUUGCAGAGCGUCUAGCUGAAACCAAGCCUAAGGUUGAAGCCAUCCUGAACGCGUCCAAGGAGGUGGUGCGGAGCAAGAGGCUGACUCAGAUCCUGGAGGUGGUGCUGGCCUUUGGCAACUUCAUGAACAAGGGCCAGAGAGGCAACGCCUACGGCUUCAAGGUCUCCAGCCUCAACAAGAUCGCCGACACCAAGUCCAGCAUAGACAGGAACAUCACCAUGUUGCACUACCUGAUCAUGAUUGUCGAGAAGAACUACAACGACACGCUGCUCAUCCAGGACGACCUCAGCAGUGUACCAGAGGCUGCCAAAGUCAAUUUGGCAGAGUUGGAAAAAGAGGUGCACAAUAUCAAAAGUGGACUGAAAGCUCUGGAGGCGGAGCUGCACUACCAGCAGGGCAGGACGAGGGAACGCGGGGACAAGUUCGUGGCUGUGAUCGGGGACUUCAUCACAGUGGCUGGCUUCAGCUUCUCUGAACUGGAGGACCAGCUGGGUGAAGCCAAGGACAAGUUCACCAAAUCUCUGAAGCACUUUGGGGAGGAAGAAGGGAGGAUGCAGCCCGACGAGUUCUUCGGCAUCUUCGACACCUUCUUACAGUCGUUCAGCGAAGCACGGCAGGACCUGGAGAACAUGCAGCGACGUAAAGACGAGGAGGAGAGGAGGGCACGAAUGGAGGCCAUGCUCAAGGAGCAGAGGGAGCGGGAACGGCGGUCCAAGAAGAGCGGCGCCUCGGAGGAGGUCGGCGGGGAGUUUGACGACCUGGUGUCGGCGUUGCGUUCCGGCGAGGUCUUCGACAAGGACCUGAACAAAUUCAAGCGCGGCCGCAAGCGCUCCGUCAACCAGCUGGUGGAGGGCGGGGGCCGCGAACGAGCCGUCACCAAGGUCAACUACUAGGUCGGGAAAAAAGGAAGGAAGAAAAAAAACAAACAAACACUAGACACCCAAAAUUCUGCCGCAGUGUAGAUCUCUUAACAGUUUUAAGUCCAGGUCCUCGAAUAGUGACCGCUGACGUUGGAGAGGAUGUAAAUAACGGCUGAACUGAACAUGUGGCGACAUGUAUAUGGACAGCCACGCCGUUUUUGAAGGAUGCAACUCCCUCCUCUGAUUGGUCUUGUAAAGCUAUUCCCAACCCGUUUCUCCUGGGCGUUGUACGAUCUCCUGAGCUGGGCGAAGGACAGUCGGGAUCUACGGAUGGACAGACCACUGUGACACAUUAUCCCGUAUCUUUUGACCAUAUCCUCUUAACACUGUGCUCAAGCUUCCAGCUCUCUAUCACCCUCCCUGUUUUUCACUGCUCCUUUUUUCCCCUCACAAACCCCUUCACUCAUCCUUGGUGCUGGAGCAGCCCUACCUUUUUGCUAUCUGGCUCUAAAACACACAGGACUCUGGGAUCAGCCAGUCACACUGUACAUAGACUCGAGGCCAAGAGAAAGGAUUGGAAGAUUUGAAAAAACCUGAAAAAGAAGGUGGGAAGGGGGGGAGCUAAGCCAUAACCUCUAGAGUCUUGGUUGCUUCAAGUGUCCCCCAGAGAAGAGACUUUUCAGCCACAGAACGGAUGGGUGUUCAUGAACUUCCUUUACUGGAAAGAGUUGGGAGUGUGCAGUCAGCAAAUCCCAGAAUGCGUUGUAGGCUUCUGGUAGAGCGAGGAGAGAAGGAUACACGACAGGAGGGGUUAUCGCGUCGUCCCAACGGCGUCCUCCAGCACACAGCAUUCCCAGGGAGGACGUACGCACAUCCUGAGCUGCAAUUUUCAGAGGAUACAACUCUCUUCUCAAGGAAAAAAACGUCUCAGCUUGAUCCACCUGACAAAAAAACGAUGACUGUGCCACAAGGGUCAGGUUUCACCUACACUCUUCAAUGGUUUCAACGUUGUUCUGGCAUUAAACCAGUGCCAAAGCAAAGAGAAAACAAAUGUAAAUGUAUUAAUACAAAGCAUACUGCAAUUAGGCGUUGAUAUAUACAGUAUAUAUAUACAUAUACUGUACAUUAGAUGCAGACAAGCUAAUUGCAAAGAUGUAGAGGUUUUUUUUAUGUUUUCAUGGCAUUUUGGGGUUUUGUACACACGAUGCAUUGUUUGUUGGUGUUGCAAGUUCACAUUGCUGUUGAAGUGAAUUUCUAUACAUUUUGCGCUUUAUGUAAAAAAACAAAACGAAACAAAAAAAAGAUAAUUGCUUGUCCUUUUCACACCUGUACGUCUCGUUUGCACUGUAACUUUUCUGACCAACUUUACACUCCACGAGCCGACCUACAAACAGUCCUCUCUGUACUUCGAUCGCCUUUAUCUAUAACAAAAGAUAACGGAGGAAUGCCAUAUAUAUAUAUGAAUUUGAAUCUGCAGUUCGUUUACAGUCUCCCCGCUCGGCUGCCCGAUGUGCACGGUUCACAUCUGAAUGUGUAGUCCGCUCCGUCGUGUGGACUCGCAGUAGCGGCCAAAACGAUGCUGCGUGGCAGUUCUCGUCGGGCCUUCGAUGAUCUGUAGGAUCUAUUCCACUGGUGCUAAAACACGCAGCCUCAAGGCAGAGCCAUCAGUCCAGUUUCUCAAGCUAAACUGGUGCUUGAUCACUCUGUAACCCGAGAUUCAGGCUCAUCAUACAGUAUUUCUGUGCGUUUUUUAUUUCAGUUGGAAUUGUAAUAUCAGACCACACCAUGCCAAGAGUCUGCUAUUGCAAGUCAGGGUACAAAAAAAAAAGCACUUAAAGGGUGUGGAAAUUGCAAUAUAGUGGGACACUUAAUAGCCUCAGAGAGCAUCAUAGAAAACUUCCAUCUCUCCUUCCAGCUUCUCUCAAAUGUUUGAGAUAUGACUACACCCUGUUACUACGGGCAACCUGUUGCCAAAGUCAGAAGCACAUACUGAAGCCAACCAAGGUCCGUUUUCUUUAAGUCUUUGAAACAUUCAAUGUAGUACAUAUAUUUUUUUUUAUUUAUAUAUAUAUAUGCAUUUUGCCUCAGUACAACAUUUAGAUUUCUUGAAGAUGGGACAUGAAGUACAGGGUAUAGCUUGCUGCAGGAGGUGUACCCACAGAGAGGGCUCUAAUCCUUGGGUGAGGAAGGAGCCACUCAUGGUCAACUCUUAGGGAGAUGAGGAAGCAUUUUUGGGACAUUAAAAUGAAAGUGUGGAUCCGUUAAAAACAAGAGUGCCACAUUAUGAACAUGCGUCUUCGUAGUAAGCAGGUAGAUAGCAACACGCACAUACAGUCCAUGUGAAAUAUACCCUUGUAUCAUCCUGGUUAUCGUCCGUUUUGUUCUUAGAGAACCCAUUUUAGUCAUUCCAUCUGCAUUGCAUGCUUGCUACAGUACAGUAUUGAGCUGUCCAGCGGUACAGUAAGAAAAUUGAACUGGACACAAGCUUUCUCUGUUAGCCUAUUCAUGCAGGCUUUAGCUAAGGCUUCGUGUGUUAAGAUUGGUUGAGUUUCACAGGCCAAAGGAUUUGCACAACAGCCCCCUGGUUCAUUUAGUAAGAGAUACGAGUUAAGUGGUUGUUCUCAUAGUAACAGUUGCAGUUAAAACACCAAGGACUCAUAUUGCAGUUCCUUUCCCCAUUUUCUCGCUUUAAAUCAGAGACAUGUUCCCUCUGCACUCGUUUCAAUAGGCACUUGGUGUAUUUACGUUAGUGUUCCAAGACACAAGAAAAAGAUAUUUCCGACGUCGGAUUAUUAUUGCUCAUUGGUUUUUAUUUAAUUUACAGUGUUUCUGAACCAUCUCAUGGACCCAUUCAUUACUUACUGUAUGUAAUCACUACAGUAGUAAUGGCUAUGCCACCUUGUCUUUGUCCCUUCAUUCUGCCAGCUUUUCUCUUCUGUUUUCACCUCGAAGGACCUGUUUUCACACAUGUACCAUUCCUAUUAUUGUAUUUUAGUGUGGCUUUCCAAAAAAAAAAAUGUAUUGUGUGUGUUUGCUAUAGUGAAAUGCAGCUGUCUGUUGGAAUUAGACUAAUUGGCACCAUCUCGUGGCUUCAGACAGUGCACUUUUGUGUUCCACCUGACCAUCACAAGCAGUUAAAAGCAGCUCUCCAAAGUGACAACAUGAUGUGGCACUUGAACCCCAACUCUAUAGGCACAAUAAUUCACCAAAGUCUUCUAAAAAUGAAGUCCAACAGGUGUACUUCAGUGUGUGUCUGGCAUGUGAUCAGAGAGGAUAGACCUACUAUCUGUACAGAGAAAAUUCCUUUUUCGCCUAAACCUUUAAUUUAUCCAUUAUUGGUCACUUCCCGAGGAAACCUCAACCUGCCCAGGGGGUUUAGUCCUUUAAUUUAUCCUCAAACUGAAGCAGAGAGAAGCUGUUGUGAGGCUGAAAAGACAACGCGAGUGCAAAGAAGUUCCCAUGUCCCACACUUUCGAGAUUAACCGGUAAACCAAAUAGAUUCAAACUUUCAGACACUUUGAAAAGUCCUAAUGACGUACGAUUGCCUAUUCUUUAACCAGCGUCUCAUGUAUAUUUGAGCUAUUCGAUUUCCUAACCUCUGCUCCUUUGUCUUUCAAGUUAAUCAGAGUUAGUAUAUCAGACUUUGGCAGACCCCUUUAAACUCUUAAUCCAGAGCUUUAACCCGUAUUGUAGUGCACACUAUUUACUGAGGGGGUUUUGCAACUUUGUCAGUAUUAUAACACGUUUAUGUUGUUACAUGUUUGGAUGCUUAUUUGGCCAUUGACUGGCUGAUUUUUUUGGAGUGUACAGAUGGAAAUCAGAGGAAUGGAAUUAGUAGCUUGUUCAAUGCACUUUUAUUAUGGGACAUUUCCAUUUGUAGCGCCAUUAUCGAGGGCUUAGAUCCUUCUAGGAAUGAGAAGGGUGCAACGAAGAGAGUGGCGCAAAAAAACAUGGAAGAUAAAAGAGAAAAAAAAGGGCAAGUGAGGUUGGGACUCCGGCUGGGCCGCUGGAAACACAUUAACAGUCAAGUCUGUUGGAUGGCAGAGAUGGGAUAUGUGGGGACACAAAGAGGUGACACUCGUACGUAACAGGAGUGUACUUAGUUUUAAAUCGUCACCUGCUUUGGUGUGUAAAAGAAGAAGAAAAAAAAAGGAGAAUGUUUUCUGACACAACCACAUUUCUGUCAAAUCAUGCACUUGGCGUCGACAUGCAUGCCUAAAGAAGGGUGCACAAAGUGUGAUGUGUUGACUUUAAUAGGAAAUUGCUUGCAAUAUGGAACACACCUGUUACACGACAAUUUGUACUGCCUGAGAAAACGUUGCACCCAGUUUCAGAGGUUGUAUAAUUAUAAGGAGUCAGUAUUUUUAUGGUUGGAAAAAAGUAUCCUCCACUGAAAGAUGUACAGUAGGAAAAAAAAAAAAGCAUUUUGUACACCAUUCUUGAUGUUUGAGAUAAGAUAAAAAAAGAAAAAAAAGAUUAAAACAUUGAGGAAUGUUCCAUUUUCCUGUAAAUUGUACCUCUAUUUAUUUGCCUUAUUUAGUUUGCUAUAUUUUGUAUGUACACACAGCAUUACAACAAAAUGUUAUAUUAAAAAUAUGAAUAUGAAUAAUUAAACUGUGGUCUGUGUAAGAUGGAUAGUUUUGAGACUUGUAUAAGAAUGAGAAUCUUUUUUUUUUUUUUCAUAAUUUUUUUUUUCUCACCCUGUGUCUUUUGUAGGGUUACAAUAAACUUUUGUCCCUUA
This is a messenger RNA of Sebastes umbrosus (honeycomb rockfish), 7954 nucleotides long. RefSeq names its product dishevelled associated activator of morphogenesis 2 (gene daam2). Bases 1 to 3246 code for a protein of 1081 amino acids. The transcript has 26 exons. Gene Ontology annotation, biological process: actin cytoskeleton organization; negative regulation of oligodendrocyte differentiation; regulation of non-canonical Wnt signaling pathway. NCBI's taxonomy places the organism in Eukaryota, Metazoa, Chordata, Actinopteri, Perciformes, Sebastidae. The record is from RefSeq and is a predicted model, not a curated record. Gene Ontology annotation, molecular function: small GTPase binding; actin binding.